This is a messenger RNA of Rhodamnia argentea, 847 nucleotides long. RefSeq names its product protein CURVATURE THYLAKOID 1A, chloroplastic. The transcript is spliced from 5 exons. Gene Ontology annotation, cellular component: chloroplast thylakoid membrane; thylakoid. The record is from RefSeq and is a predicted model, not a curated record. NCBI's taxonomy places the organism in Eukaryota, Viridiplantae, Streptophyta, Magnoliopsida, Myrtales, Myrtaceae. Bases 107 to 595 code for a protein of 162 amino acids.
GGAUACACAAAAGCAAGAACAGCAAGAGAGAGAGAGAGAGUGGAGAUAAAGAGAGGCGCACCACACCAUUGCUGAGAGGCCACAGUUUGCUCUAGCAGCUUACCGAAUGGCAGCAGCAUCCACUUCCAUGGCGGCCACCGCCGCGCUGUUGCCUCCGCGAGCGACCAGGACGUCCGUCGCCGCCGCCCGGGUCUCCUCCUUGCCUUACCUCCCGUCGCGCUUCUCUUCCCACCCCGCCAAGCUCUACUCAGAGCCGCAGAGAUUAUCAUUGGUCCAGAUUAGAGCCUCUUCGGACGAUUCCCCCGCUUCAGUUGAUGCCGGGGAACUAUUCACAGACCUCAAGGAGAAGUGGGACGCCCUGGAAAAUAAGUCCACAGUUAUUCUCUAUGGAGGUGGGGCUAUUGUGGCUGUCUGGUUAUCGUCCGUCGUGGUCGGAGCUAUCAACUCUGUUCCUUUGCUUCCAAAGAUCAUGGAGUUGGUGGGGCUUGGAUACACCGGAUGGUUCGUCUACAGAUACCUUCUCUUCAAGUCAAGCAGGAAGGAACUUGCCGAAGAUAUCGAAGGUCUGAAGAAGAAGAUUGCUGGAACCGAAUAGGUCCACGAGAUCAGUCACAUGUCCGAUCUUUGUACUCCUAUGGUAGAGGCAGUUGCAUUUAUAUUUCGACGUAGCUCCUAUGUGAAUUUCUGUGACUCUUGUAUUUCCUUAGCCCCUCUGAACCUCACCUGUUUCUUGAUUUCAUGAGGUUCAGAGUCGAUGCAAAGUUCACAUGUGCUUAUGUGAUUUACUAUUACUCUAUAGAAUGCUGCUACAUCUUCUGCAUCAACAAUAGCACUAUCUGUUUCUUGA